CGCUCACUGAGAAAUACUUGGACACAGGAAGCUGCGGUGAAAUGGUGCGCUUUAUAAAAACACAGAGCCUAAAUCACUGAUAAGUGAUUAAAAAUAUUCUCUGAUUUUCCGCUAUUAAAGAAAUAACAGUUUCGACAUGGCCAGCGUUUUCCUGCACAACUAACUGAAACGGUGUUAAACGGCUGUAAAGCAGAGGUUUGACUGUGCAAUAAACCUCCAUGUUUUCCCUGUGCUGGAAACGUGAAAGGUGAGGACCUUAAAGCAAAAGUGCAAAGAUGAAAUCCACGCGUUAGUUUGUUGAAAAAAAUGACGGUUUUGCCUGCAGUAAGGGGCCUGAUGUCAAGACAAAAACACACCAGUCCACUGGGCAAAUGAAAUGAGAAAUAUUCAAGCACUGAAUAUGUUAUAUGCCAUCUCACCACACCUGGAUAAUCAAAACGCAGAGUCUGAAAAUUACUUCAAAUUGACAUUGCAAAUAAAUUUCACAGCAUCUGUCUCCCUUGGUCGAACUAAAAAGGGGUCUCAUCUAAGUCGCUCAGAGUCUUUCCCUUGUCUUCAACUUGAGAAGUUUAAGGAAGAGUCUAAUAAGUUUGGUGAACUGAUAGAUGAAAAAGAAAGACUUGUGGACCGAAGCUUAGUCAUCAGAAUGGCUCAGCAGUGUGAAGAUGACCUACCAGCAGGCCUUAUUCCUCCAGUUGAAAUAGAUGAUGAGGAAGGUGACAUAACAUGGGCUGAGAAGUCAAACAAAUGUUUGGACAAACCUUUCAAGAAAAAAGGAAAUACAGCAAAAGUAAAACAUGGUGCAUCAGAUCCAAGAAAGAGAUAUAAAGGCAAACUGAGGAAGGCACAAAAACAUAAGAGCCAUUGCUGUGGCAAAGCCAGUGAUGGCAGGACAACGCUGAAAAUGCAAACAAAGGAGCACGGAGAAGCAUUCAGAUGUGAAACUUGUGGGAAAGAUUUCAAACGUUCGGACCUUCUCACAGACCAUGUGAAGGUGCACAAGCGAAAGAGACCAUACCCUUGUGAUGAGUGUGGAAUGAUGUUUGCCAAACCUGCUUAUCUAAAGAUUCACCUGCGCAGACAUGCUGGAGAGAGGACUUUCACUUGUGACCAGUGUGAGAAGAGGUUUUUUGAUAAGUAUGACUUAAACGUGCAUCUACGAGAUCACACAGGAGAGAGACCAUAUGUGUGUCCAGAGUGUGGAAAGGGCUUCAAGCGUAUUUAUAUACUGAACAAACACAAGAGGACUCAUUCAAAAGAAAAACCUUUUCAGUGUAAUGUCUGUGGAAAGGCCUACAGAUAUGUUUAUAGUUAUAGGUUGCACAUGAAGGACCAUUCUGCCUAGAUUUCAUGUGAUUAUACAGCUGCUUGUAAACAGAUGAAUGUAUGAAAACAAUAAAUUAAUCUCGUUUAAGGAUGCAAAAUUUUCUAUUUAUUUUGGACUUUUAAGUUAUUGCUCUUGGCCUGUGUAUAACUUGAUCCAGAAUGCCAUCUGUCAUUAUUUAGUGAAAAUAUAAACAGCUGCUGUAAUGCUUAGUUCAGUUUUAACUUUGAUUUCUAAGCAUGUAUGACUAUGAAACUAUGUGAUUACUUGUGUAGAGUGCUGAAAUCUAGAUACUCUUGUAAUAUCAAUACAGCCUGUUUGUCAUGCACAUAAUGAUAGUGUAGCAGAGUGAAAUAAAAGGAUGACACAAUA
This is a messenger RNA of Pygocentrus nattereri (red-bellied piranha), 1696 nucleotides long. RefSeq names its product putative zinc finger protein 66. Gene Ontology annotation, biological process: regulation of transcription by RNA polymerase II. Gene Ontology annotation, cellular component: nucleus. The coding region runs from base 377 to 1345 and encodes 322 amino acids. Gene Ontology annotation, molecular function: RNA polymerase II cis-regulatory region sequence-specific DNA binding; DNA-binding transcription factor activity, RNA polymerase II-specific. The transcript is spliced from 2 exons. The record is from RefSeq and is a predicted model, not a curated record. Lineage: Eukaryota; Metazoa; Chordata; Actinopteri; Characiformes; Serrasalmidae.